Molecule: messenger RNA, 2696 nt
Organism: Haliotis rufescens (red abalone)
Lineage: Eukaryota; Metazoa; Mollusca; Gastropoda; Lepetellida; Haliotidae
Product: serine/threonine-protein kinase SBK1-like
Exons: 3
Coding region: 707-1750 (347 amino acids)
Biological process (GO): peptidyl-serine phosphorylation; peptidyl-threonine phosphorylation
Molecular function (GO): protein serine/threonine kinase activity; ATP binding
Source: RefSeq, a predicted model, not a curated record
ACACAUUCUUGGAUGUGUUCGUCCCACAAGUAGACUCACAGAGCCCAAGUUACUUGAAGUUUUCCUACUGCCACAUUUCGUCUUUAAAGACACAUUUUGAAUGCACAUCACCACAAUCAGGGCAUGUUUGCUUAUCCGAACCAUACUGUGGAAAUUUGCAGUGAAAUGUGUGUGACGGUUUCCAUGACUACCAAGGUAUUCCGAGGCUCUUCCUCCGCCCAAGAAGAGACGCUUUGACGUAAAUAGCUCACGGAAACUAAAAAUAGCACAAUCGAUACAGUGGGGGCUGGAACCGGCAUAGCAAAGCACGCGGAGUCACAAUCAUGUCACCCCUGGGAUACGAAGCGCGAGGGGUUGUCCAAGAAGGGAGGGAGCCCAUGAGGGGGUGAGGAUUUCGGGUCCAAGGAGAGCUUUUGAAUUGAAAUCUUCCAUGUGUUCCCCAUGUGGAUGCUGAGGUGACUGGUGGAUUGAAAUAUACAAGUUGGGAACACUUGGAGCGGCUACCGUGGCGGCGUGAGAGGAAAUGCCCAACUUGGUAUGAUCAUGCUGCUUGGCGACAUUGAUAUCGGAUUCAACACAUUUCCAUGUUGCGUUUGAAGACUAUCUAAAAUGACAACAUCGAUUUAGCAUCGCGACAUCAUGGAAUAAAGACACUGAGGUGAAGGUGGUUCCCAUGUGACCGGCUCACCAUCCCCACUACAGUAGUAUGGACACCAUAGACAAGAUGGAGAAGUCCCCUCGUAGCAGUACAUCCGACAACCUCCAACAACUCAGUCUCAAGGAACAUUACGAGAUUCUCCGAGAGUUGGGUCGUGGCACGUACGGAAAGGUUGUCCUGGCUAAGUGUCGUGAAACUGACACCAAAGUAUCCCUGAAAAUUCUUCCAAAGUGUAGCACAAAGUUGCGUGAUUUUCAGAGAGAAUUCCACUUCAGCUACUUCCUCUCCCCCCACAGCAACAUCGUCGACACGUACAAUGUUGCAUUUGAAACAAGAACGUCAUACGUUUUCGCGCAGGAAUACGCCCCUCUUGGCGACCUGUUUGAUGCUAUACCUCCGCAAAUUGGGAUGGACGAAGGUGCCUCGAAAUGUAUCAUAAAACAAGUUGCUUCUGCCUUGGACUUCAUGCACAGCAAACAGCUCGUCCAUCGAGACAUUAAACCCGAGAAUGUUCUCCUCUUUAACCAAGACUUCAGUAAGGUGAAACUAAUGGACUUUGGGAUGACGAGGAAAGAUGGCACGGUCAUACGUAAGACAAACGGUAGCAUCCCCUACACGCCACCUGAAAUAUGCGAAGCCGUUCGAAACGAAAGCAUCAAGGUAAGCAGCAGUGGAGAUGUUUGGGCCUUCGGUGUUCUGUUAUUCUGCAUGUUGACUGGUAACUUUCCAUGGGAAAAUGCUGAUAUUGGAGAUAUGUACUUCAACGAGUUCGUCUUAUGGCAGAGGCGAAAAACUACAAAAAUUCCAUCCCAAUGGAGGCGAUUUACUCCCCGUCUUCUGAGAUUCUUCCGCAAAAUAUUGGACAUUAAGCCCGAGCGUCGGUGCUCGGUGAAGGAGAUCUUUAAAUAUGUGAGUGACGAGUGGCUGGUCCCAGCUCGGACAGGUCCGAGUAGCGAGGACGAAGGGGAGUGUAGUUCCGAUACGGACCAUAUGGAGGAACUCAGCCAUCUUCUCCAGGACCAUGGUAUUGAAACAAAAGUGGAUAAAAGACUUCGAGAGAGAAGAAUUUCCGAAUGGCUACUAGCAUUAUGACUAGAUCGAGGAACCUUCUCACCACGAACCAUACUGUGCAAUGUGACGUCAGCAACGUUUUAUAUCCUGAGAAAUGUGUUCAUCCCGCUGCUUUUGUUGCUAGGUGGAGCGGUGUUCAUUGCCAUCAUCAUAGUGUAUUGUGAUACUGUGACUUCUAUUGUCUGGGUGUAGAUUUUACAACAGAGCGAAGUCCACUAUACCGAUAAUUCUGUUCUUCCUAUUGAAGGUUUGGGAACAAGUAUUCAUCAUUCGUAUGUCAACCAUUCAACCAUUCAGCCAUGUUGUGAUGAUUACCGUUAUGUUUCCAUGACAUCAUUGUAACAGUUAAUGAAACAACUGAAUGCUUAUUUUACUGAGCGUUAGCUUAAGAUUAAGAUCGCUGAUCAGUAAAUAUGAACAAAUCUCCACCCAAGCGAAAAUCGCAAUUUAGUCCUUCACAAUCACGUUUUCGAUAUGAAAUUUUCGAUAUUUUACAACUUUAUUAUGUCGAUCAUCUUCCAAAAGAACUCGGUGCCUCGAAGGAUCACAAUGACCUCAAAUGAAUUUUUUUCAACAAGUCGUCCAAAUCUUGCUGCCAUUUUUAAAACCAUGUUUUUUACUAACGAUAGUAAGUAAGUUUUACUAGUCGAUGUUAUGUACAUACAGUUGAACUGGAAAGUUUGGUACCGUGUUGCAUAUAGUUCAAAGGAUCCUGUAGACUUGCCUUAGUCCCUGUAGCACUUAUUGUAAUAUAGUGCCAAGCCAAAGUCCCUGGUAUAAGAGCAAUAAAUAUCUUUGAUGCAAUCUGGACAACUUACAUUUGCAUUUAUGCGAUAUGCAACGCCAAUCGUUGAGUAUACAUACUCGUGUCCUUAUGUUAAUUCAAUAUGUGCAAUAAAUGUAUUGUCUGUAUGAGCGAGUGUGGAGGUGUAUCGUGUGACGCAAUGUAAAAUAUUAUGAAUUCGUA